AUGGCCGGUCGCUUCAACGGAUCGCUGGCUCUGGCGCAGGAUGUGGUCGUCACUGCUCCUGCUGGCUCGGUUCAUGCCUUUCUGGCCGCUGUCAUUGUGGCAAACGGAGAGCUGACGCCGUUCUGGUCUCGCGUUCUUCCUGUCGGGCUGGACAUCAUCGAUGUGACAUGCCUUGCUCCGGCUACUGUUGCUCGGCUCUCAUGGGCUCCCUCUUCGCUCUCCUGGUCGCUUGCUCUCCACACCACAAACGGAUCGGUGGCGUGGACGACCGAGAUCGGCCGCUCGCAGGCCCCCGGUGCGCCGGUCUCGCCGCGAGUGGUCGGCCGUGUGGCGAGCCAGUUUGUGAACGGCGUUGAUGUGCUGGUGGUUGCUGCUACCGUGGCUCACUCACCGUACAAUGGCUCGUCUGGAGUCGUCGGCCUCUCGUCGGUCGACGGCUCGGAGCUGUGGCAGGCUGGCCUCGUCGCCGACAACGCCGGCGACGCCCGCCUGGUUGUCGAGAGCAUUGUCGCGGCGCCCGGCGGCGUGACUGUCUACGUUGCCGGAUUGCUUUCCGGCUGCGGGCGCUGGGUUGUGGCCGGUGGGCCCAGUGCCGGGCCUCUGGUCUGCUCGAACCCGGCAACAGCCUCGGUCGUUGUGGUCGCCGAGCUCUCUGCCGAGACCGGCGCGUGGAUCAGCCACGCGCUUGCGCCGUACUCGCUGCUGCGGACGCCCUCGCUGCCACAUGUGGCGCUGGCUGUUGAGCCCGAGUCCGGCAACGUCGCCGUCGGCUCGGCCAUCCUUGACGACGGCGACGGUGUUGGCGCCUCGGUUCUCAUGUACCCACCGUCGCUCGGCUCGACGCCGCUGUGGUCAAGCGUCUACCCGCGAGCAGAGGCCCAGGGCGUAGCCGCACUCUUCGCACCACUCAACACCUGGUCGCUCCUUGUCCUCACCGGCCUCGCCGGCGAGAACGAAGCCGAGGCGCUCUACGCGCCAGCCGUCAUACUCGAGCUCUCAUCCGCGUCGGGCGACGUUCUCCGCCACGCCGUGCUCGAUGGCACGCUUGUCGGCUCCCGCGCUGACCUGGUCGGCCUCCCCAAGUCACACGCUGGCGCGCAGGGCGUGCUCGUUGCCGGCAGCUAUGCACACGGCCCGCUCACCGUCGCCGGGCCGACGAGCAAUGUGACAGCGCCAGCGCCGCGCGGCGGAACCGCGCCCUUUGCUGUCCAGAUUGAUGUCGACCAGCACGCGCCGGCGCCGCCGCCGCCUGCUCCGGCCAUCCCGAUUGCGCCCAUCACCCGCCACCGGACUCCGCCAGCGCUGUGGCUGGUUGGCCUCGGCGUGGGAAUCAUCGUUGUGCUCGGCGCCUGCGUCGGCUUUGGUCUUCGUCGCUACUACCACUCGGACGCGUACAUGCUGCGCAAGGUCCGAUCCGGUGACUACGCCUCGGUCCGGUACCAGGGCGUCGAGACGCCCACGCUCUCGGGCACCCGCCCGUCGCUGGCCGCUGCCGACGGCCGCGGCCGCGGCGGCUACGACUCGAUCCCGUCGCCGUAA
Molecule: messenger RNA, 1539 nt
Organism: Thecamonas trahens ATCC 50062
Lineage: Eukaryota; Apusomonadida; Apusomonadidae
Exons: 1
Coding region: 1-1539 (512 amino acids)
Source: RefSeq, a predicted model, not a curated record